Molecule: messenger RNA, 1260 nt
Organism: Solanum pennellii
Lineage: Eukaryota; Viridiplantae; Streptophyta; Magnoliopsida; Solanales; Solanaceae
Product: NDR1/HIN1-like protein 13
Exons: 1
Coding region: 140-919 (259 amino acids)
Source: RefSeq, a predicted model, not a curated record
GGUUUUGCCAAAAAUUCAUAAAAAGCAAAGUUUGUGAAUGAAGAAUUAGAUGCCAAUUAUGGCCAAUUAACUCCAAAUAAUCUCAUUCCCAUCAUUUUUCUCUAAUCGUUUAACAUCAUCCACCGCUCCUCAUUCUGGCAUGGAGGAGCGGUCACCACCUGCAGCCGGCGGCAAAGCCAGAAAUCUCCUUUCAUCAGCCACAUCGCUUCGCCUCUCUCUAACACCGGCUCGUUCAACAGAUCAUACCUACGUUGUUCAAAUCCCUCGUGAUCAAGUUUAUCGUGUCCCUCCUCCUGAAAAUGCCAAAAUUGUUGAAAAUCAUCGACAACCAGAAGCUCAAAAGAAAAGGAAAUUUACAUGUUGUUGUUGGAUAUUUUCAGCGUUACUACUUACAGGUAUCGCCAUUGGAAUUAUCGUGUUGAUUGUUAACGCAAUGUACACACCUAAAUCUCCUGAAUUUUCAAUUAUUAAUGUCCAUUUCAAAAACGUUACACAACCACAAAAGAAUAAGAGUCAUACACAAGCGGUAAUCCCUCAAUUUGAGAUCGAUUUGAAAGUCGUUAACAUUAAUGAGAGGAUGGAUACUUCAUUUGGUAAAGGUGAUAAUGGAAAAGCGACUCUUAAUUUCAACAAUCAUGAAAUUGCACAUGGCAAAUAUACCGCCAUUUCUCAAAAACCUAAAGAUUCAACAAAUUCUCAAUUUAAUCUUGAUGCUGGGAAAUUGCCUGCUGAUUUUCAGAAAAGUCUAAAUGAUGACAAGAAGGCAAUACCAAUGACUUUAACUAUUAAUGCACCAAUGGAGAUUACGAGUUGGGCAAAAACAUUGAAAAAAGAUGUGACUGUUACGUGUGAUUUCGACGUUCAAUCGGUGAAAGGUAAAUCCAUGAUCAAAUCAGAAGAUUGUAAGACUGAUUUUUAAUGCAAAGAAGAUGGAUCAAAUGGAUUGGAUGCAUUUAUUUGUCAUUAUAAUCUAUGUUGCGGUUAAUUUUAAAUAUAAAGCGUCACACGUUCGGGCUUGAUGAUCACCAUAUAUUGUUGUAAGUUGUAACCUCUUUUCUUCAAUGCUUUUCUUGUAUUCCUUAUUUUUAUUUUUUCUCUCAAUUGAUUACCAAAGUUCUUUUAAAUUUGUGUGUCAUGUGUUGUAUAAGCUAUAUAACUUGGUAUUUUUAGAUUGAAUGAAGUGUAAAGUAUUCUAUCGUCAUUUAAGACAUUGUCCUUUUUAGAUUAGAUGAAAUAUGAGGUCGUCUUCAUUUCUUUUUA